Molecule: messenger RNA, 3902 nt
Organism: Fundulus heteroclitus (mummichog)
Lineage: Eukaryota; Metazoa; Chordata; Actinopteri; Cyprinodontiformes; Fundulidae
Product: NACHT, LRR and PYD domains-containing protein 3-like
Exons: 14
Coding region: 319-3867 (1182 amino acids)
Molecular function (GO): protein binding
Source: RefSeq, a predicted model, not a curated record
ACAAACUACUUUCGUUUCCUUGCUGUGACGCGGGGGAAAAAAGCGUCUCCAGAAAGAUCCUCUAAAGCUCAACAGAUAAAGAAUGCAAAAAGUCCUAAAAUUGCCCUGAGGUGGAAAGCACCUGAAUGUUUUUCCACCUUAUUAUCAGCUCAUACCCAUCUGAGCCCAUUGGCUGGAACGAGGAGCUGCUCAGCAGGUCUGGUAGGUUAGCAGAUAAACAAACACUCUGACAGUGUCUGAGCUCUACGGGACCGACGGGACGCCAGAAAGUCUCCAGAUGAAGGUAGAAGGUGUGUGAGCUGAGGUGAACUGAGCAGCAUGGACCAGCGUGAGGACAGAGAGGACAGAGUCCCUCCCUGUGAGACACCUCAGCAUGGAGAACCUGAGGACCAGAGGAAAACACCAGAACCAGAACCAGAACCUGCACCUGCACCUGAAACUAAAUGUAAUCCCAGAUACUUACAGAAAGGUGAUUCAAAGGAGCUUGGAUUUGAUUUUCAAUCAGACCAACCUUCAGCUGCCAACAGGAAACUGUCAGAACCUCACCCCAGCUGUGUGUCCUUGAGGAGCAGUGAUUCAAAGGAAAUUGGGGUUGAUUUCAAAUCAUCAGCAGAGAGGAAACUACCAGAACCUCCCAGCUGUGUGUCUUUGAGGAGCAGUGAUUCAAAGGAAAUUGGGGUUGAUUUCAAAUCAUCAGCAGAGAGAGAGGACCAGCAGAGCCCAGAGGUUCCCAGAGGUCCGUCUGCCCAGCAGCAACAGACCCAGCUGGACUCCAUAUUUAUGCUGCUGGAGGACAACAUGGUCACUUUUGUGAAGAAGGAGCUGAAGAAGAUCCAGAAGGUUCUGAGUCCAGAUUACCCAGAAUGCUCAGAGAGUCGGUGGUGGGAUGAGGAGGUGUUGGAGGGGGAGAAUGAAGAGCAGAGGAGCAGCAAACAAGCAUUAUUGAAGAUCACAGUUUUCUUGUUGAAGAGGAUGAAGCAGGAGGAGCUGGCUGAGCGUCUGCAGACCAGGCUUCUUCCCUCAGCUUUUCAACAUAACCUUAAAAACACCUUGAAGAAGAAGUUCCAGUGUGUGUUUGAAGGCAUCCCUAAAGCAGGAAGUCCAACCCUUCUGAACCAGAUCUACACAGAGCUCUACAUCACAGAGGGAGGAACUGGACAGGUCAAUGAUGAACAUGAGGUCAGACAGAUUGAAACAGUAUCCAGGAAACCACACAGACCAGAAACAACCAUCAGACAAGAAGACAUCUUUAAAGUCCCACCUGGAAGAGAUCAACCAAUCAGAACAGUGAUGACAAAGGGAGUGGCUGGCAUUGGGAAAACAGUCUUAACCCAGAAGUUCACUCUGGACUGGGCUGAAGGCAAAGCCCACCAGGACAUCCAAUUCAUAUUUCCAUUCACCUUCAGAGAGCUGAAUGUGCUGAAAAAGAAGAAGUUCAGCUUGGUGGACCUUGUUCAUCACUUCUUUACUGAAACCAAAGGAAUCUGCAGCUUUGAACAGUUUCAGGUUCUUUUCAUCCUUGAUGGUCUGGAUGAAAGUCGACUUCCUCUGGACUUCCAGAACCAGGAGAUCCUGACUGAUGCUACAGAGUCCACCUCAGUGGAUGUUCUGCUGACAAACCUCAUCAGGGGGAAACUGCUUCCCUCUGCUCUCCUCUGGAUAACCACACGACCUGCAGCAGCCAAUCAGAUCCCUCCUGAGUGUGUUGGCAUGGUGACAGACGUCAGAGGAUUCACCGACCCACAGAAGGAGGAGUACUUCAGGAAGAGAUUCAGAGAUAAGGAGCAGGCCAGAAGGAUCAUCUCCCACAUCGAGACAUCAAGAAGCCUCCACAUCAUGUGCCACAUCCCAGUCUUCUGCUGGAUCACUGCUACGGUUCUGGAGAAGAUGUUGGAGACCAACAAGAGAGCAGUACUACCUAGGACCCUGACUGAGAUGUACAUCCACUUCCUGGUGGUUCAGACCAAAGUGAAGAAGGUCAAGUAUGAUGGAGGAGCUGAAACAGAUUCACAUUGGAGUCCAGAGAGCAGGAAGAUGAUUGAGUCUCUGGGAAAACUGGCUUUUGAUCAGCUGCAGAAAGGAAACCUGAUCUUCUAUGAAUCAGACCUGACAGAUUGUGGCAUCGACAUCAGAGCAGCCUCAGUGUACUCAGGAGUGUUCACUCAGAUCUUUAAAGAGGAGAGAGGGCUGUACCAGGACAAGGUGUUCUGCUUCGUCCAUCUGAGUGUUCAGGAGUUCCUGGCUGCUCUUCAUGUUCAUCUGACCUUCAUGAACUCUGGUGUGAAUCGAAUGAAUGAGGGUCAAACCUCCAAGAAACAGAACCCAAAAAUAAUUCAGCUUCACCAGGCUGCUGUAAACAAGGCCUUGCAGAGUCCAACUGGGCAUCUGGACAUGUUCCUUCGCUUCCUUCUAGGUCUUUCAUUGCAGACCAAUCAGACUCUCCUACGAGGUCUGAUUUCAGUGACCGAAGGUACAACCAGUCAAGAAACAGUCCAGUACAUCAGGAAGAGGAUCAAUGACAACCUGUCUGUAGAGACAAGCAUCAACCUGAUCCACUGUCUGAAUGAACUGAAUAGUCAUUCUCUAGUUACAGAAAUUCAACAGUCUCUGAGUUCAGGAAGUCUCUCUACAGAAAAACUGUCUCCUGCUCAGUGGUCAGCUCUGGUCUUCAUCUUACUGUCAUCAGGAAAAGAUCUGGAUGUGUUUGACCUGAAGAAAUACUCUGCUUCGGAGGAGGCUCUUCUCAGGCUACUGCCAGUGGUCAAAGUCUCCAACAAAGCUAUACUGAGUGGGUGUGACAUCUCUGAGCGAAGCUGUGAAGCUCUGUCCUCAGUUAUUAGAGCUUCCUGCUGGAGUCUAAGAGAGUUGGAUCUCAGUAACAACAACCUGAUGGAUUCAGGUGUGAACCUGCUGUUGUCUGGACUGGAGAAUAAACAUUUGCAACUGGAAAUUCUCAGGCUUAAUUUCUGUAACCUGACCCAGAAAAGCUGUGAGGGUGUGUCUUCAGUCCUAAGCUCUUCAUCCAGUCUAAUAGAACUUGACCUCAGCAACAAUGACCUGCAGGACUCAGGAGUCACGCUGCUGUCUGCUGGACUCAAGAAUCCGCACUGUGAAUUGGAAAUACUAAGGCUGUCAGGAUGUAUGAUUGCAGAAAAAGGCUGUAUGUCUCUGGCAUCAGCUCUGAGGUUCAACACUUCCUUUCUGAGAGAGCUGGAUAUCAGCUACAACAAUCCAGGAGAGAAAUCAGUGAAGCUACUGAAUGAAAGACUGGAUGAUCCACGCUGUAGCCUGGACACUCUCAGGGUGAAGCCGGCUGGAGUCCAAUGGUUGAAACAAGAUGUAAAGAAGUAUUCCUGUCAGCUCACAAUAGACACAAACACAGUGAGCAGAAGACUUGAACUGUCUGAGGACAAAAGGAAGGUGGAACAUGUGGACCAGGAUCAACCCUACCCUGACCAUCCAGACAGAUUUGAUCACUGUCAGCUGCUGUGUAGAAAUCGUCUCACUGGUCGCAGUUACUGGGAGGUGGAAUGGCAUGGAAACGUUCGAAUAUCAAUAAGCUACAAAGGAAUCAGAAAGAAAGGGUCUAGUGAAGACUGCGUGUUGGGAUUUAACAACCAGUCCUGGAGUCUGGGCUGCUCAGAUUAUGACGGUUACUCUGCUUGGCACAAUAAGAGAAUAACACCCAUCUCCUCCUCCUCCGUCUCUAACAGAGUAGGGGUGUAUGUUGAUCAACCUGCUGGCAUCCUGUCCUUCUACAGAGUCUCCUCAGACUCUCUGAUCCACCUCUACUCCUUCAACACCACCUUCACUGAACCUCUGUAUCCUGCGUUUGGAAUUUGGACUAAUUCAUCAGUGUUCCUGUAAAGCGUAUAAAGAGUUAACCUUGUUUGCAAGCUGAA